AUGCCGCGCUCCUUCCUGGUCAAGAAGAUCAAAGCGGACGCUUUCCAGCCCAGCCCGGCCGCCGCCCCGACUUACCACCCCCUGGAAACUUCGUAUGAGGAGCUGGCUGGACCCUUGACGGCCAGCGACCCCGGGGUGGAGAAUGGAUACCUCCAAGCCUGCCUUGCGUCAUCGGGCUACAAGAGUGAAAAAUCCCCAGGCCUACACUUGUCCUCUUCAGACACAAUUUACAACCCCAUCCAUGAGGACUACAGCGACCCCGAGAGCCCCCAGUCCAGCCUCUCUGCCCACUACUUCAAUGGCGAAGCAGCAGUCACAGAGAGCUACUCCAUGGAUGCUUUCUUUAUCACAGAUGGCCGGUCACGGCGGCGCAGCGAGGCCCAGCGGCGCGGCAGCCACCGCCACUCCUGCAACGAGUGCGGCAAGACGUACGCCACCUCCUCCAACCUCAGCCGGCACAAGCAGACACACCGCAGCCUGGACAGCAAGAUGGCCAGGAAGUGCCCCAUCUGCAGCAAAGCCUACGUCUCCAUGCCGGCCCUCGCCAUGCACAUCCUGACUCACAACCUGAAGCACAAGUGCGACGUGUGCGGCAAGGCCUUCAGCCGCCCGUGGCUCUUGCAAGGACACAUGCGCUCCCACACGGGCGAGAAACCCUUCGGCUGCUCCCACUGCGGGAAGGCCUUCGCCGACCGUUCCAACCUGAGAGCUCACAUGCAGACCCACUCGGCCUUCAAGCACUACAAGUGCAAACAGUGCGAGAAGACCUUCGCUCUCAAGUCGUACCUCAACAAGCACUACGAGUCAGCCUGUUUCAAAGGCUCCGAGCACGCCUGCAGUGCGGAAAACUGA
Molecule: messenger RNA, 852 nt
Organism: Eublepharis macularius
Lineage: Eukaryota; Metazoa; Chordata; Lepidosauria; Squamata; Eublepharidae
Gene: SCRT2
Product: scratch family transcriptional repressor 2
Exons: 2
Coding region: 1-852 (283 amino acids)
Biological process (GO): regulation of DNA-templated transcription
Molecular function (GO): DNA-binding transcription factor activity, RNA polymerase II-specific; RNA polymerase II cis-regulatory region sequence-specific DNA binding
Source: RefSeq, a predicted model, not a curated record